CACAUUUGGAAAGCCGUGUCCGAAGAUUCGUUGUUUAUCCGCGAAAGGGGACAUGGGACUAAAACGAAAUUAUCUGAUAAGUCUAUUUCUCUACAUAUCUGCUAUCAACGAGAUUCGUUGGCCAACGGUAACAUGUCAAGAUGACGAAGCUACUAGCGGAUGUUUACCGAAAAAAACAUUUUUGGCCCUUCUACGUCUUCCGGAAGUUAGUUCAAAUUUGGCCGCGUAUUCAAGAACAGCGGGAUUAAUUCAGGAAUCAAAAAAUCGUGAUGAAAUGGAUAAUUGGAAAGCAAUGAAUUUAGAAGAUAGUGAGGAUGGUGAAAUUUGUCUUCCGGCAGCCGUUUAUCUUGAAUUAUUUAGAAAUCCAGCUAUGCGAGGUCAUUUGAGUGCAGUUGCAAGGGCAUUGAAAAUUCUUGAAAAUCCAUUUGAAUCAUAUCAAGAUGCUGAUAUUAAACGAAGUUUGGCAAUUCUUGCAAAAAAUAAUGAUAUGCCAACAGUAACACAGGAUCAGGAAGGCGAUGAAGUUGGGAAUGGACCAACUGAUGGCGAAGGUGGGGAAGAUGGAAUAAAUAAUGAUGAGGCUUCUGAAUUUGAUAAUGAAACUUUAGAUCUGCUUUUGAAAAUUCUCCAUAAAAAUGAUCAGAAAAAUGUGCAUGCUGUUGCUAGGGAAUAUUCACUUCCUAACGGACAAAUUGACUUUGAGGCGAUAGAAAGGGAUUAUGGACAGGAUAAACGAAAUAUUGCUUCUUUAGCCAGGGAAUCAAAUUUACCAUCUUAUGGCAAGAGAAAUUUGGCAUCAUUAGCAAGAGAUUACGCCCUUCCUGGAGGAAAGCGAAAUUUUAGUGAUUUUUUGACGGAAUCGCCAGUAUCGUAUGAAAAACGUAAUUUAGCAUCAUUUAUGAGGAGUUACGGUGGUAAACGUAAUAUUGCGUCAUUAGCGAGAGAUUUUGCAUUACCGCCAAUGCCAGCUGGUACAGGACGAAAGCGAGCAUUAUUAAGAUUUUGGAAUUUACCAUUUGAUGAUGAAAUUGAAAAUGAGGAAAAAAGAAAUGUUGCAUCUUUAUCGAAAAAUCGAGCAUGGCCCACUGUACAUAAACGUUCUGGUAGAUCAAAAAUGCCCCUCAUUUUAAGUUAUCUUGCAAAAAAUAAGAAUGUAAGAAGGCCGAAGAGGCAAAUUGAUUUCAGUGAUGAAUAUCCAUUACCGGUCAUGCAAAAUAAUAAUGUUUUCGAUUAUGAGGAGCUUUUGGAAGCCCUCGCUGAACAAUAUCCCAAAACAGAGAAGAGGUUCAUGGGAGCAGGUCCUGUGAUGGAGAUGCAGGGCAGUGAUACCAGGAAGGUAUAUGACAACUUGCUUCAACCAACUAAAAGACAUAUUGGAGCACUAGCUCGUCUCGGAUGGUUGCCGACUUUAAGAGCAACUCGAUUUUCUCGCUCCCCAAGAUAUCUUGUCUCCAGGACGAAUUCCGCAGAUGGGACCACGUCCAACGACUCCACCAACACGGCGCCUUGGGCGUUAAGAUCGAGGCUCGGGUCACAAACACGUUACCUUCAGUCCAUGUACGAGGCUUGUCGUCACGCCAUCAAAAAAUUUCCAUUCUUAUCGACAGCUAAUAAUAAUCCUUAUCGACAUAAAUUUCCCAUUGAUUCCAAUUCAAUUUAUUAAUCAGUUUUUCGCUAGUUGAUUGAUUUAUUUUCUUUGCUUAUUCGUUUUAUAUAUAUUGAUUUAUCAGUAAAAGAGGACAAUUAAGUCGAUUGCUCAGAUCUUUAUAUCAAUUAAAUUAGAUGAAUACAUUUUAUUUUUUAUCGAUGAAGGAGUUUUCUGUUUUAUAACUUUUUAUCGACUCUGGAUUUCCUCUCUUACCGAUCGGCCUGUUUCUGUAAUUUUUCCCCUCGAGAGUAUUUUGAAAUUGAAUGAAAGAGGGCUUUACUUGCAGUUUAAAAAAAAAAAAUGUAGAAUAUUUUUAUGCUGCUUUUUUUGGUAGAUUUUGAUUUGAAAAUUCAGUAAUGUAUCUUUCAAGAAGAAAAAGGUUUUUUUUUCUAUUUUCAACUAUUCUUGUUACAAUACGAAAUAUUCAUAUUAUAUCAACUGUUGAGAAUAGCUGUGUCAGAGACAAUAAUUUUUUUAAUUGAAGUGAAUGAUAUUACACUGUACCAUAUCAUAAUAAUUGAACUAUCUUAUUAGAUAUAAUUAUUAAAUUAAUUUGAAAAUGAAUAUUUUGAAUGGGGGACAUUAUUUCUACUCUAGUUGUUCUUAGGGCUGGUUGAAGUUUGGAUAUUAAGUUUUAAUUUUUUUUUUAUUUUAUUUUACUUUUUUAUAUAAUAUUUUUAUAAUUAUUGUAUUAAAAUAAUAAUUAUAACUAUAUUAUUAUAAUUAUUAUAUAAUAAUAUUUAUUAACAUUAUACUGAAAAAAAAAUUUAUUUGAUUCAAACAAU
Leptopilina boulardi is the source of this 2433-nucleotide messenger RNA. It is a transcript of the gene Nplp1, whose product is annotated as neuropeptide-like 1. Lineage: Eukaryota; Metazoa; Arthropoda; Insecta; Hymenoptera; Figitidae. Bases 53 to 1663 code for a protein of 536 amino acids. The record is from RefSeq and is a predicted model, not a curated record. The transcript has 5 exons.